AUGCCUUUCAUGCGAAAAGGACUUUUCUGGAGCCUGAGAGAUGGGACUGAUACUGGGUUUUGGUCGCAUCCCUGGCUGGACAAUGAAACGACUUUGGAAGAGCUCGCCUUGUGCGAUCUGUCAGAUGAGGAAAGAACGACGAGUGUGGCAGACUGGCUGGAUGGGAAUGGAAUGGAAGCUCCUAAAGCAGGACUGGGGGAGGACAGAACGAUUUGGGGAGCUGAGAAGGACGGGAGGUUCAGACUUCGCUCAGCCUACAACCUUGUGGUGGACGAGAAGGAAGAGGAACCAAUGGACGUGUGGAAGCAGCUUUGGAGAUGGAAUGGCCCCAACAGGGUCAAACUCUUCCUCUGGUUGGUGACGCACGACCGCCUCCUCACCAACGCGGAGAGAAAGAAAAGACAACUUACUUCAAAUGAUGAAUGCAACUUCUGCAAAGAUGAAGUGGAAACAACUGAACACAUCAUUCGUAGAUGCAAAAAGGCGGGAGGAAUCUGGAACCACUUCAGUUCCAAAGUUACAGAGAAGAACACCAACAUCGAUUUCCAGACUUGGCUUAAUCGAAACCUCAAAGCGGAUGAAGUCGGAGUUGACUUUGGCAUUGUCUGUUGGCUUCUCUGGAAGCAGAGGAAUGAUGAAGUUAUGGAAGGGAAGAAAUUCUCUGAGGAAGGAAUGAUCUGCAGGAUUCAAGCAUGGUUCAGCAUUCAUCAGCAAGCACUCAGAACGAACAAGACUUGCUUCGGACCUGUAACCAGCCAAAGAACAAUUGAAGAUAUUGGGUGGAAGCCUCCAGAGGAAGGAUGGAUACAAUUACAGACUGAUGGGUCAGUCAUCACCAGCUUGAAUUCUGCUGCUGCAGGAGGUUUAUUAAGAGACAGACUUGGGAGAUGUUUGGAUGCUUUUUCUUGCAACCUUGGGGACUCCUCCAUAACUAGCGCUGAGCUUAAGGGGGCAGUGGAAGGACUUGAGAGAGCCUGGAGAAAAGGAUACAGGAAGAUUGAGCUUAAUAUGGAUUCCAUGACGGCGAUUAGCAUCAUGAACAGUUGGAAGGAUGAUAACCAUCGUCAUGGACUCCUUGCCGCGAAGGUUGGGAAUCUGAUUAGUCGAGAGUGGGAGGUUAAGAUUAGCCAUGUUUUUAGAGAGCAAAACAAGGCUGCUGACUUCUUAGCCUCUAGAGGACAUUCUCUUCAUUUUGGCAUACAUCAUAUCAGUGUAUGCGAGCCAGUUCUUACUCAUUGGCUUUUGUAUGACUCUUUGGGGAUUACCAUGCCCCGUUCGAUUUCUAAUAUGAAUUAG
Molecule: messenger RNA, 1296 nt
Organism: Linum tenue
Lineage: Eukaryota; Viridiplantae; Streptophyta; Magnoliopsida; Malpighiales; Linaceae
Source: the annotation of a GenBank genome assembly